Molecule: messenger RNA, 2507 nt
Organism: Coregonus sp. 'balchen'
Lineage: Eukaryota; Metazoa; Chordata; Actinopteri; Salmoniformes; Salmonidae
Source: the annotation of a GenBank genome assembly
CUGGGUGUUGUUAUAAUUCCUCUUAUUAGAACAUUCGCAGGACAUCUUGACUGGGUAUUCGACUAUCUCACUGGAGUGAGGGGGAAAAUAGCUAUUGCUGUGUACAUCGCUAUUAUCAAUGGCUUCUUGCUUAUCAUAUACAAGGGACCUCUAUAUAAGGUAAGAGCUAGCUAACUAACGUCUGAAAGAAGAUGGCUAGCUGUAACGUUAGCUAAGCUACUUAGAUAGCUAGCCGUCUUGAGUUCAGUUUUAUUUGCCAAAACGGCAGCCAGCUAGCUAGGCAUUAGCUAUCUAAAUUAUCAUUACAUUUUCAUUGCCCCUCUUCUUCCUAAUAUGUUGAGCUAGCUAGCUGGCUAAUCCUAUUAUCUGAAUUGGAUUGAGACAGCUGUCACCUUGAUUGGCUAAAGAUAGAGCCCUAAACUGUAAAUUAGAUAACACUAUUGAAGUUAGUUAGAUAUGCUAUGCCUAAGAUUAUGUUAUUGUGUUAGCUAUUGAUUUGGAGCCAGCUUUCUACUUGUAAAGUUAGAUAACUAGCUAGUUUCACAAGUUACAUUUACAUUAUUUAGCAGACGCUCUUAUCCAGUUGAAGGUAGAAAUGUUACAUAAGCUUACUCUUCUUUCUCCCAGGUUGCUGUGCGAGCCUGCUUCCUUGGCUUUACUUUUGGGUGUGGCUUGAUCAUAAGCUUUUCCCAAACCACAUGGACACACUUUGGCUGGUAAGCAUCCAACAACUUCUUGCAAAAUGUUUCUUAAACAGAACGAAAUGGGGAGGUACCUACCUGCGUUUGUCCAAUAGAAACUCUAGUUUUGCUCUGUUUGCUUCCGUUUGGUUCUUAAACGGUAAACGGUUUCCGUAAUGAAUACACCCCUGUACAUGCUCUCUCCUCUUUCUCUCUCUCCCAUGCACUCUGGGCUUGUUCGAUAUUACAGGCGACUGCUGACUGACAGAUCUACAAAGAACCUUGUAUCAUAAAUAACAACUCAUUAUUAUUUGUAGAUCAGUCAGUCACAAUUUACCCAUGAUACAUUACGGUUUUGAUCCUCUCGAACACUGCCUCUCUCUCUCACGUACACACACACACACACACACACAAUACUAACCGUUAGUUUGAUACCUGUUAUGCAUAGUUCUCAGUCAAUGCAUGUCUUUGCAGGUACAUGUGCUCCUUGUCUUUCUUCCACUACUCCGAGUACCUGGUGACGGCCAUCAUUAACCCCCGCAGCCUGUCUCUGGACUCAUUCCUUCUCAACCACAGUGUGGAGUACACCGUGGCUGCUGUGUCCUCAUGGGUGGAGUUCACCAUAGAGAAGCUCACUGUCCCAGGUCUGUCCUUCAUAACACACUUGGGCUCAAUGGGAAAGUUCCAGCCUGACUACAUUGCUGGCGUUGCAUUGCAUCAACCAAUGAUUGUGUGCCACGUCAUCAACUGCAGUCGGGCAGGCUUCUACGAUGUAGUCAGGCUGGAACGCAGCCAAUAACUUUUCAAUGUCUCAGUUGAAAUGGGCAUGACAGGUAGCUUAGUGGUUAAGAGCAUUGUGCCAGUAACCGAAAGGUUGCUGGUUCUAAUCCCCGAGCUGACUAGGUGAAAAAUCUGUUGAUGUGCCCCUGAGCAAGGCACUUAACCCUAAUUGCUCCUGUAAAUUGCUCUGGAUAAGAGUGUCUGCUAAAUGACCAAAAAAAAAAAAAAAAAAACGUUGUCACAAUAGGAGUUAAAUGUCUCAAUAGGCUGUGAAUGUUGUGUCUCAGAGCUGAAGCAGCUGAGCUGGCUCAGCCUGGUGGGUCUGGUGAUGGUGCUGUGUGGGGACUUCCUGCGUAAGUCUGCCAUGCUGACGGCCGGCUCCAACUUCAACCACAUCGUCCAGAACGAGAAGGCCCAGAGCCACGUGCUGGUCACGGAUGGGGUCUACGCCUUCUUCAGGCACCCCUCCUACGUGGGAUGGUUCUACUGGAGCAUUGGCACACAGGUACCGGCCUAUUCUGUCAAUAGCUAAGGAAACUCUUGAAUGGCACAGCAUGGGUUGCAAAAUUCUGGAAAUGUUCCCAGAAUUCCCAGAUUUUUCAGAAAUCCCAGUUGAAUUAUUCCUUGAAUCAGGAGGGAAGAAACAGGAAAUCCGGAAUCUUCCAACUGUAAUUUCUGGAAAUCCUUGCAAUCUUGGGAAAGUUACCAGAAUAUUGCAACCCUUGUCACAGCAAUAUUAGCAUGCAGGCUAAUAUAUAAGCUAAACUCUGUUCCCUUUUAAGAAUCCAGACAUGUUUGUUUCUUAAACAUGUUCCAGUCAAGCCCAUUAACACUGAUUUCACUUUUCUGUGUCCAAUGUUCCAGGUGAUGCUGUGCAACCCUGUCUGCAUCGCGGGCUACACUAUGGCAAGCUGGCGCUUCUUCCGUGAACGGAUCGAGGAGGAGGAGCUUUCUCUCAUCCAUUUCUUCGCAGAGGACUACCUGGAGUACAAAAAGAAGGUGGGCACCGGCCUGCCCUUUAUUUCAGGCAUCCGCAUCAACAGCUCC